Neolamprologus brichardi is the source of this 6810-nucleotide messenger RNA. NCBI's taxonomy places the organism in Eukaryota, Metazoa, Chordata, Actinopteri, Cichliformes, Cichlidae. The record is from RefSeq and is a predicted model, not a curated record.
CGGCUCUUUUGAUCCUGCGGUAGUUUAACGAAGCAGGGCGGUUUGUUUACAUGAUGGAAGGAAAAAGUGACAGGCUGCUGAUUGGCUGCCGCUCCCGGGCCCGAUCACAUCCCAGUGUGAAUGAGACGCUUCGUGUGGAAAACCUGACCCACAUUAUCGCCGUGGACGUCUCUGUGAGCAGCCUCGGGUCCGUGCGUGGGCUCCCAGCCACAAAGCGGCUCUUGAUACCUCAUUGGCCGGUGUGACCCCCGCAGGCCCGCCACCUCCCGGGGUGGGUCCUGAUUGACCUGCGCUGACGGCUCCCAGGGAGAAAAUGGGCUCCACUGCUGCCCUCAGCUAAAGAGCUAAGCCCUACCGUUUCCUCCCCCACCUCCUCAACAUCACUGUUCAUUGCUCUGUUGUGAACCGUGAUUCCCUCCAAACGAUUUGCUUUAGAGUACUAUGGCAAUGCAUGAUAUGAGUCGUGCCAAGGGUUUCCCCUGUAAAGAAUGUGAUAUGGUUUGCCCGAGUACUCCAAGUCUUCUAGAACAUAUGAAAGCACAUUAUCAGCAAGAAGAGACCGGUCGUUUUGAGUGUGAACAGUGUGGACGAAUUUAUAAACACGCAGCUAGUCUAGCCAAUCAUAAAAAAUCUCACGAAGUUGGAUCAUUCCAGUGUCCUGUUUGUACACGUACGCUGCCCAACGCAGUAGCUUUGAAAAAUCACUUACGGAUCCAUACUUUAUCCCCUAGUAGUGCACACACAGAGGAAGAAAGCGAGGAAGUGCCCGAAGAAGCCGGCCACGACGAGAGGGACUACGGUCUCACCCAGGACCUCUCGGACGGGUUUGGGCGCUCCCAUUUGAACAAUAGUGGUAUGGGACAUAGUGUCCUGCAAAGCCACGAGACAGACGAACACGGAAAAAAAGGCUCCCCUGAAUCCGACGACGCUUGGGACAGACCUUUCAAGUGUGAUCAGUGUGACAGAACUUACCGACACCACGGUAGCCUGGUGAACCACAAGAAGUGUCACCAACAAGGAACGUUUAAGUGCUCUGUGUGUUUCAAACAAUUUGGCAACCUGGCUGCCUUAAACAGCCACGAGAGAACUCACUCGAAGUUCAAGACCCCUGGGGCCUCAAUGGUGAGCAGCAGCAGUAGCAGCAGCAGCCUCCACGACUCGGAGCGCAGCACUGGCACUCAGUCGUCUCAAAGUGAAGACACCACCGCCUGUUUCUGCCACCUCUGCCAGGUAGCGCUGCCAAAUAAGGCAGAUUUCCAAGAACACAUUCUGCUGCACAACACUGCUUCACCUACCCUCAGCCUGCCACGGAGUUUUCCAGGCAUCAUGCCUCAUAAUCUGAGUGCUGUCCGAUCCCCGGCAUACACGCCGGCGCUGGGGGACCCUCUGCCUCUGCCUCUGCCACCAGUGCCGACUGAGAAGAGGGGCCCCUAUGACCCCAUUAUGGGCCCUCCAGUCAACAACCCCAUCUAUACAUGUGCAUACUGUGGCGCCGGACACCCAGAUCUGGAGACACUGAAAGUCCAUUAUCUAACUCAUGAUCCCCACCCUCCCUCCCAUAGUCAGGACAGCUCCAUCCUCAACUCGGAGACUCUAAGUUCUGGAUCCCAGAGCUCGGUGGCCUCCCCGUCAGGAGGUCGUGUGCCCCAGGCUAAUUCUCCAGAUGAUGAAGAGCGGCGCUUUAAGUGUGGGGAGUGUGGCAAAAGUUACCGGCAUGCAGGAAGCCUGGUCAACCACAAACGCUGCCACCAAACGGGCCACUACCAGUGCACCAUCUGCUGUAAGCAGUACCCUCACCUGGCAGCACUACAUAGCCACCUACGAAGCCACAAGGGUCGUCCUUCCAAUCAGCCUAUUAACAAUGACAGCAACGACUGGCUAUCCCCAGAGCCCCUGACUCUGGACUCGCAGCAGAGCUACGUCCAGGAAGGUAGUGGUGCCACCACUCCAAUCUCCCUGCCAGGAAAUCUCGGCGAAGCUGCCCACUUUGUACCAGACGGAGGCCACAGCAGUGGGCUAGACUCUCUUGAGUUCCAUGAUCGCUUUGAUGGCAGCUCACUCUCCCAGAGCAGCUCUGCUCACCGGCAAGCCGACAGACACGUAUGUGCCGACUGCGGUGAGAUGUAUGGCGAUGUGUCUGGCAUCAAGUCGCACAUGUGUCCCCGCCGUGGCCAGCAGCAGCAGCAGGCCACUAUGUCCAAUGGUUUUAUGGGGAAUAUGAACUACCAUAGCUCCAGUGGAACCUCGCUGCCUGCUGGAAGCUCCAGCAGCCUGAAAGAAGGCGGCAGUCAACGGCAGUAUCCUCAAAGUGGAGGCAAGAGAAUGGGAAGCAAUGACAAAGAGGACGAUGAUGAUGGAGAGGUGUAUCAGUGCUCAGUUUGUGGCAACCACUAUGCUAGUUUGAGAGCUCUCAGAAGUCACCUGCGUAGUCAUGCCAACAACCCCACAGGGCCAGGACCCUCCAACCUGCAGCAGGACUGGAGGAUGAUCUGCUGUACCUGUGGCCAGACUUUUGCCAGAAAGCAGGAUCUCCUGAAUCAUCAGUUAAUCCAUGGGCCCCAAAGGCCAGAUGGUCAGCAACAGGGUAUUGCAGGGAGUUCUGCCAACGGCAACGAAAAGAUGGAUGGCCGGAGCCACAUUUGUGUUGACUGUGGCAUGUUUUUCGCCGAUCGCCACCAUCUGAUCACCCACCUGUGCCCUGGGAAGAAUCGAGGUAACUCGAUGAACAAGCCCGGCCUAAAUGGAGCCAAAGGGAUGUCUGGAGGAGAGGGCGUUGGCGGUGGUGUCGCUGGAAGAAGUUGUGACGUUGGCGCAGAUGGACGUAGGCCAAUGGUUGAUCAGAGUGACAAGCCCCACAAGUGUGACCAAUGUGGGCGAGGAUACAGACAUCCAUGCUCUCUCCUUAACCACAAGAAGUCCCACAAGACCGGUGUUUUCCGUUGCCUUGUCUGCCAAAAACGUUACUACAACCUGCUGGCUCUCAAGAAUCACCAAAGGACCCACUUUGACUUAAAGAGGCACAAGUGUGAAGAAUGUGGCAAAGCCUUCAAGAUCCAAAAGCAAUUGAUCAACCAUCUCCGUCUCCAUGAAGAACACCGAGCCAAAGGCCUUGUUCGGACCGGCCCAAAUGGUUCCCGCUUCCAGCAGCCUGACCCAUCUCAAAUGCAGACUAUGAGGGGGGAGCCAUCGAAGGGCCAGGUGAUGGGGGUCAAAUACAGCCACCAAGGGUUCAAAAAGCCCUACUCGUCAGCCGGUACUUCCAGACCCCAGAAGUUUGAUCCUGCCGAAAGUGCACGGCGGCCGUUUGCCUGUGAAGAAUGUGGAAAGACUUACCGCCAUGCGGGCAGCCUGGCCAAUCACAAGAACCUUCACAAAAUUGGAGAGUACCACUGCAAUGUUUGCAACUCUACAUAUCCGAACAGGCUGGCAAUGAAAAACCACCUUCGUCUCCAUUUUGCCCAAAAGAAGCACAACUGCCAAGAGUGUGGCAAGGGCUUCCGCACCCAAAGGCAGCUCGCUACCCACACUACAGCCGGCCUGUGCAAAGGCCCACAAGGCCCUGGCGCUCAGAUGGAUUUCGAGUGCGACGGCUGCUGCGAAGGCUUUGCCACAGCUGACGAGCUCGCGGCUCAUGACUGUCCAGCCCAGCACCUGCCUUCAUCGUCCUCCACCAACACCUCGACAACCAUCAGUACCGAGAAGAACUCGGUAGACAUGGACUCUGAUGAGAGGCCCUAUGCCUGCGACCUAUGCAGCUGCGCCUACAAACACGCCAGCUCCCUGUUGAACCACAAGCACACCCACAAGACCGGAAACUUCAGGUGCAACUUCUGCGACAAGCCCUAUACCAACUACAUGGCUCUACGCAACCACAUGCGCAUCCACACGCAGCGGAAGAAGCACAUCUGCCACACAUGUGGGAAAGCCUUCCGACUGGCCCGGUUCCUCCGCAACCACCAGAAAGUCCACGAGGAAGGUGCCACCCCGUUUGGCUGCCCCACCUGUGGGAAGAGUUUCCAGGGGAGGUCCGGUCUGGCCAGGCACCGCUGCGGGGACAACCAGGUAGGCAUGGAAGUCAGGAGGAAGGCCACUGCACCCACGGGAGAGGGCGAAGAGUGUCGGUACACAUGUGAUCAGUGCGGCCGUUCCUACCGCCAUGCCAGCUCCCUCCUCAACCACAAGAACACCCAUACUGUCGGCAUCUACCACUGCGCCGUGUGCCUCAAGACCUACUCCAACCUGCUUGCCCUGAAGAACCAUCGCCGUAUCCACUCUGAGACGCGGCGCCACCGAUGCCACGACUGCGGAAAGGCCUUUCGAGUUUCCUCCCAGCUCUACAACCACCGGCGUGUCCACCAGAAGCAGCGGGAGCUGACCUGCCGGUCCUGCCAGCGAGCCUUUCCCACGCAGGCUAGCUUCAGGCUCCACAUGGAGAUCACUCAUGGCCAGACACCGCAGCCCCGCCAGCCCAGAACCCAGCAGCCCCGCCCAGGGGGCUCCCAGGACCUGGGCUGGGGGUCAGGCCUGGACCUCACCCUGAUGCAAGAGCAAGGACUCAAUCCCAGCAACGUGGCCAAAGUCCGCGGCCAAGGGAGCAACAGCGAGGUCGUCAAGUCCCAUGUCUGUGACCAGUGCGGUCGCUCGUACCGCCACGCCAGCUCCCUGCUCAACCACAAGAACAGCCACAAGACCGGGACCUACUUCUGCAGCUCGUGCCAGAAGGAGUUCCCCAACCUGAUGUCCCUGAAGAACCACCGGCGCAUCCACACUGAGCCCAAACGCUACCAGUGUCCCGACUGCGGGAAGUCCUUCAGGGUGUCCACUGCGCUCAUCUGUCACUGCCGCAUCCACACCAAGGAGAAGCCGUUCUCCUGCCAGCAGUGCGACAAGCGCUUCUCCUCCAAGUCCAACCUGAGGCACCACAUGAAGGUGCACUGGAAGAGCCCGCUGCUGUCCAGAAGCCGGCCGUCGGCCUUCCUCGCCGUCUCCUCCAGACCUUUCUGACCAUCCGGCCUCGCAGUUCUCCGAGCUCGGACCGCAUCGUCUCCUCCAACAUGUUACGACCCUGCUCAAAAGCCGCAACAUAAAAAAGGCGACAAAUACCACACCGGACUAGGUGUGGCCAAUUAGCACCGUGUGAGCACAUUGAGGAGAUUAGGGGCGUAACAAACAAUAUGACCGUAUAAUUCAACCUCCAUUUAUUCCUUCCGGCUGAAAUCUGAACUAAGAUCCACAUUCAGGAAAGUUUCCCCAAAUCCAAAGUGCUUCAUUUGUGAUGUCACAGUUCAGAGGGCGAAUCAGCAGAGAUCCUCACGUACCUGUUAGCUGCCUCGGCUGUUAUCCUUACUUUAAACUAACGGAGAGCUUGGUGCUCAUUGAUUGGCUGGGCUAACCGUGUCAGACUUUUGGUUUACAUCUGGUUUUGAUUUCUUCAGUUCCUGUCUGGUGAGAUUAGGGCACCAAAACCUGAUGAGGCUGAGGUUCAGCUUAGAUUAGCUAGACACAGAUGUCCUGUGGACGAGGUGGCUCGGCCAAGCCGUAAAUAUGGUGGUGAGGAUGGUAAAUGGCCUGUAUUUGUAAAGCGCUUUACUAGUCCCUACGGACCUCAAAGCCCUUUACACAUUCAGUCAUCCACACAUUCACACACGAGGACUUAUAUGAUCUUUUAACAACCUGAUGACGUUUGAAGUGGCUGAGUUUAAGCAGCGGCCUGUAGUUUGUGUAGUUACCAGGCAACCUGAUGAUCUUCAUAUUAGCCAGCGUAUAAAUGAUGUCGUCCGUUGGUUUCUGAAUAUUUGAAACCUCGGUGUUGGCGCCGUGUUGGGUUUGAAGUGGCCAUGUUUGAAUAACAGCUGGGUUGUUAUCACAGACGGAGUUACCUGCUAACCAGUGCUCAGUAACAUCCAAUGAACAAUCUCAGAUUUCACUGUGCACCUAAACUCUUGCCCCGCCUCCUCAGACCGUCUCUUAGCAGCAGACGUUUUAUUGGUCUGAAGCCUCACAGACAGCUAGCAGCCGCAGCCGCCUGUGUCACCAUCCAUCUGUCAGUCAAAGAGGCCACGCCCCCAUACAUAGCAGGCCACAUAAAACUGGAGCCAUGCAGCUGUUUUGUUGUCUCUAGUGGACGUUAGAGAAAGUGCAGGUCGCCUGCUUCGCCCAGGAAGUGUAAAACUAAAUGUUGAGCAUUUCCAGCAUUUCUUUGAUAGAAUAUUUCAUCAUGUUCACCAACUGCAGCAGAUUUAUGCAAGUCAGAGGAAACUGAAACCCUCACAGCUGGUGUUCAGGUUUGCUGUGUGACGAUGACCUCUCCGGACUUUUGCUCCUGGUGGGUCCUCGACUUCCUCCCCGGCGAUACUAACGGUGCUCAGGUCUUUGACCCCGCCUCAGUCGGACCUCUCUGAUGGAUGGCAGCAGACACCAGGUGGAUUGUGGGUCUUUUUAAAAGAUGUUCUGUGUUUCUGAUUAUUGCUAAGGAUGAAAACUCAGCACGUGUGGUCUGUGAACUUCCUGGAGGCCUCUGUUCACCUUUCUCCUCACCUGGUCCCCAAAAUAAAAUCCAGUUAAAUAUGGAGGCCGAGUGCUGUCACUUCACAGGAGAAAAUUGAUCUUGUAAUAAUAAUAAUUUGUUUCUUAUAAUGAUGUGAAGUUUUCUAUUUUUUUCUUUGUAAUUAUAACAUCAAGUAACUGUUAAGGUUUAGAUGUUUGUAGACGAGCUCCGGUGUGUAAAUUAAAGCUCUGAUAGGUACUUAGGUGAUUACUAUUAGAGAAAUAAAUGACGUCAUACUGUGUGAUAAUCUGGGGAGUAAUUUG